CCUCCACCGUCCACACUCCACUACAUUGCCAGGCAAUAACCUCAAAAGUUCUCUGAGACAUCUCGCAAACUGAAUGCUGAAUGCUGAAUGUUGCACAGACUUUAUAUUGCUGACAAUUAUAACAAUAACUACAAUCCUGCCCCUAAAUAAUUUCGCCUACACUUAAUAUUCUUCCUUGCAAAAAGGAAAACAAAUGAUUAACGCCGACCACUCAUCUAGCCCACCAGGCUCGCCGGGUAGUGCCACACCACUUCAGCCAAUAUCCUCCGACCGAGCAAACCAGCAACGCGACCAAGCCCGCGAUAGCGACGUGCAUGACAAGAUCCGCCAGUUCAACAACAUGACGCACAAUGGCCCUGCUGGCGCGGCAUCUAUGUCUAGACAGCUCGAACGGAAGACUGCCGACGCAGCUCUAAAGAGGGCUAUGCUAGGACGUGAAGAGGCAGAAGGCGAGAUGCGACGCUAUCGAGAUGAGGCUCGAACACUCCGCAAGCAGAUAGAGGAAAGCCGUUCCAGAGAGCGUAAAGUGGGCGAAAGACUAGAAGAUAUAAUGGAAAAAUACGGCCAAGCGAAGGAAACAUUACAACAUAGCAAAGCCAUAUGGGAGAAAGAAGUACGACAAGCGCGCAAAGAAUUAUUUAAAACGCAGUCCACUACCGUCAAGUUACAAGAGGAACUAAAGGUCGUCAAAGCAGCCUCUAAAUCUAUUGAGGAGUCUUUAGCGAGAGAAAAGGAACUUAGCAAAGCCAGAGAGCAGGAAGCCUUUCAAUCGCGCUACCAACUUGUCGAUAUGCAGGAACAGUUAGAAAAGGCUCUCGAACGCGUUGCCUUCGUCGAACAAGAACGUGACGCCUACAAGGCCGCUGCAAAGAGCGAAGAGAUCGCCAGAAUCGCCGCGGAGGGUCGCCUACCGCUACCACCUGAGGAUCCAGAGAGCGAGUUCGCCUCUCCUAGGAAGGAAAGAGUUUCUCUGUCGGCUGUUGACAUUCUAUCCUCUGCCGCAAGCGAGGCUGAGAUAGAAGAGCUGACCCGUUUAUGGCAAUGGGAGAAGCAGAGAGCUGACCGUGCCCAAGAGCACCUCGAGUUCGUGAAGGCUGAGUGCGAGUUGCGAUGCUGCUCCUGUUCCAAAACUCGUCCACGGAGAAGCGCCCGAUCAUCAAUCCGUCAAGAACGGCCUAAAUCGGCUUCGAUUAUGGACGCAGCCGAUCUGAUGAUCUUAGGCCAGGAGCCUGAAUCUUCAGAGAAGCCCACUCCUACACAAGCUAAGCACCAAAGGCAGGAGAAAGAGCGCCAGCCAGAGCUCUCUCAGCCGGAAAUAAUAGAACCUCCUGUAGAAACUGUCAUGCAAAAUGAAGAACCCGAGGAAAUCAAGCUGCCAAAGGGGCCUAGGCGCAGCACAAUAUUUGUGCCAUCGGAGGGUAUAUUCAGAACUGUCUCUCAACAAGAACUUGAGGCGAUGGAGAAACACGUCGAGUCUAUACCCGAGCCGCCUACCUCUGUAGAUCCCCAACCAGAUCCCCCUCGUUAUUGCCGCACCCCUUCUGUUGAGCCUCCGACAUUCGCUCUACUGACGCAGGAACGCACCUCCCUCCUUUCCCUCCUCAAUGCGCCCCACGAAGGCGACUCCCAAUGUAUGCCUAUGAACAUUCCGACUAUCCCCACUGGACGCCAUGCCGACCUUGAACAAGAUGAGGAAGAAGCCACACAUUCUGACCAUGAACCCGAGACAGAGAUAGACACUCGAGCUCAACAAAUCGCAGCCAAACAUGACGCGAUCCGCCCCCACACCUCAGCCGCGUUCUUCACUGUUACGAAGACGACGACGGUCCCCGUCCGCGAGGAGAACUACCGCGGUAGCAAUAGCACCUGCAGUUAUCGUAGUAGCAGCAGCGAGCCCCCGUCUUUCGACGUUAAUAACCCGGCUCUAACACCGACGAUGACGCGCGAGCAGGCGUUAGCGCAGAUCAAGGAGAGGCGCGGACGGGCUAGGAGCGCGGCACAGGGACUCGCUACGCCGAAAAAACAGAUGAUGAAGGGGGCGGGCGAGAGGAGAGAUGUCAGUGCUCCUAUGGGGAGGAAGGGGAGGUCUGCCUGAGACUGACGUACCUAUCGCCUAAUUACUUUCGGCGAGGAGAGACGGAGUGUGUCUAUUAUUCCAAUACCGAUGGACUAAUAUGAUGGGCGAGAUGGAAAUUUGCAAAUUUGCAAGCGCCCUUUGUCUUCGGCGCCGAGAAAAGAGGCUAGGCGUUCAGAUACAAUACUCGGAACGAUUGCAUUUCCAUCGGCGUUUUUAUUUUUUCACCAUUUCGCUCUUUCUGGCCUUUCCUUUUUUCGGCAAGUGAAAGGAGGGUGGGAAAAUGGGGUGGGCUUGGUGAUGAAAUGAGACGAUGUGGAAUGGGGCGUUGGAUUUUCUUAGACCUGUUUACCUUACUACCCCUUUGCCCUCUCGCAUUGCGUUGCGUUGCGUUGAUGUUUCCCUUUUCCUUGUAUACCUCGGACUCAGCUUACGACAGAGAUGACUGGCGGAGUUGGAGGCUAUUUGACUACUUGCUGCACUAGGUAGUGAGAUUACUGAUUGUAAUGGAA
Molecule: messenger RNA, 2586 nt
Organism: Annulohypoxylon maeteangense
Lineage: Eukaryota; Fungi; Ascomycota; Sordariomycetes; Xylariales; Hypoxylaceae
Exons: 2
Coding region: 194-2095 (633 amino acids)
Source: RefSeq, a predicted model, not a curated record